CGCCCUCCCCAAUCCGGAUACCCAUUGUCUCCCACCCCACUCGGCCCUCCACUUCCCCACAACCAUGGCGCACGAUGCCGGGAGGAGUUCUUGUCUCGGAGGGCCCUGCGGGGAGCCGGCGGUGCUCGGAGGUGACGCUAGCGAGGAGGAGCACCCCCAAGUCUGUGCCAAGUGCUGCGCGCAAUUCACUGACCCAACCGAAUUCCUCACCCACCGGAAUGCAUGUUCUACUGAUCCUCCUGUAAUGGUGAUAAUUGGAGGCCAGGAGAACCCCAACAACUCUUCGGCCUCCUCUGAACCCCGGCCUGAGGGCCACAAUAGUCCCCAGGUCAUGGACACAGAGCACAGCAACCCUCCGGAUUCCGGGUCCUCCACGGAUCCCACCUGGGGACCAGAGAGGAGGGGAGAGGACUCUUCCGGGCAUUUCCUGGUCGCUGCCACAGGUACAGCGGCUGGGGGAGGAGGGGGCCUGAUCUUGGCCAGUCCCAAGCUGGGUGCAACUCCAUUACCUCCAGAAUCCGCCCCUGCACCCCCUCCUCCUCCACCUCCCCCUCCACCCUCAGCUGUAGGCAGCGGCCACUUAAACAUCCCGCUGAUCUUGGAAGAGCUACGGGUGCUGCAGCAGCGGCAGAUCCAUCAGAUGCAGAUGACUGAGCAAAUCUGCCGGCAGGUGCUGCUGCUUGGCUCCUUAGGUCAGACGGUGGGUGCUCCUGCCAGUCCCGCAGAGCUACCUGGGACAGGGACUGCCUCCUCCACCAAGCCCCUACUACCCCUCUUCAGCCCCAUCAAGCCUGUCCAAACUGGCAAGACCCUGGCACCUUCCUCCUCCUCCUCCUCCUCCUCUUCCUCCUCCUCAGGGGCAGAAACGCCCAAGCAGGCUUUCUUCCACCUUUACCAUCCUCUGGGGUCACAGCAUCCCUUCUCUGCUGGAGGGGUUGGGCGAAGCCACAAACCCACCCCUGCCCCCUCCCCGGCCCUGCCAGGCAGCACAGAUCAGCUGAUUGCCUCCCCUCAUCUGGCGUUCCCAAGCACCACAGGACUACUGGCAGCACAGUGUCUUGGGGCAGCCCGAGGCCUUGAGGCCGCUGCCUCCCCAGGGCUCCUAAAGCCAAAGAAUGGAAGUGGUGAGCUGGGCUAUGGGGAAGUGAUGGGUCCCUUGGAGAAGCCUGGUGGGAGGCACAAAUGCCGCUUCUGUGCCAAAGUAUUUGGCAGCGACAGUGCCCUGCAGAUCCACCUUCGUUCCCACACGGGUGAGAGGCCCUAUAAGUGCAAUGUUUGUGGCAACCGCUUUACCACCCGCGGCAACCUCAAAGUGCAUUUCCACCGGCAUCGUGAGAAGUAUCCACACGUGCAGAUGAACCCACACCCAGUGCCAGAGCAUCUAGACUACGUCAUCACCAGCAGUGGCCUGCCCUAUGGUAUGUCUGUGCCUCCAGAGAAGGCUGAGGAGGAAGCAGCCACUCCAGGUGGAGCUGUUGAACGCAAGCCUCUUGUGGCCUCCACCACAGCACUCAGUGCUACAGAGAGCCUGACACUGCUUUCCACUGGUGCAGGCUCAGCUGCAGCUCCUGGGCUCCCUGCUUUCAACAAGUUUGUGCUCAUGAAAGCAGUGGAGCCCAAGAGUAAAGCUGAUGAAAACACCCCCCCAGGGAGUGAGGGCUCAGCCAUAAGUGGGGUGGCAGAAAGUAGCACAGCAACUCGCAUGCAGCUAAGUAAGCUGGUGACUUCAUUGCCAAGCUGGGCACUGCUUACCAACCACUUUAAGUCCACUGGCAGCUUCCCAUUUCCCUAUGUGCUAGAGCCCUUGGGAGCCUCACCCUCUGAGACAUCGAAGUUGCAGCAACUGGUAGAGAAGAUUGAUCGACAAGGGGCCAUGGCAGUGGCCUCUGCUGCGUCAGGAGCCCCCACCACCUCUGCCCCUGCACCUUCAUCCUCAGCCUCUUCUGGACCUAACCAGUGUGUCAUCUGCCUCCGGGUGCUGAGCUGUCCUCGGGCCCUGCGCCUGCAUUAUGGUCAACAUGGAGGUGAGCGGCCCUUCAAAUGCAAAGUGUGUGGCAGAGCCUUCUCCACUCGGGGCAAUCUCCGUGCACAUUUCGUGGGCCACAAGGCCAGUCCAACUGCCCGGGCCCAGAACUCCUGCCCUAUCUGCCAGAAGAAGUUCACCAAUGCUGUCACUCUGCAGCAGCAUGUUCGGAUGCACCUGGGGGGCCAGAUCCCCAAUGGUGGUACCACACUGCCUGAAGGUGGGGGAGCUGCCCAGGAGAAUGUCACUGAGCAAUCUACAUCCUCUGGGACAGGGAGCUUUCCCCAGCAGCAGUCCCAGCAGCCAUCACUGGAAGAGGAGUUGUCUGAGGAGGAUGAUGAGGACGAAGAAGAAGAGGAAGAUGUGACUGACGAAGACUCCCUGGCAGGGAGAGGCUCAGAGAGUGGGGGUGAGAAGGCAAUAUCAGUGAGAGGUGAUUCGGAAGAGGCAUCUGGGGCAGAGGAGGAAGUGGGGACAGUGGCAGCAGCAGUCACAACUGGGAAGGAGAUGGACAGUAAUGAGAAAGCAACUCAACAGUCUUCUCUGCCACCACCACCACCACCACCUGAUAGCCUGGAUCAACCUCUGCCAAUGGAGCAGGGAAGCAGGGAUGUUUCAGGAGGCACGGAAGAGGGGGUCAAACCUGAGAGGAGCUCAAGCCCAGCAUCAGCACUCAUUCCAGAAGAGGAAGGCACCAGCAGCUCCUUGGUGGAGGAGCUGAGCUUGCAGGAAGCAAUGAGAAAGGAGCAAGGAGAGAGCAGCAGCAGAAAGGCCUGUGAAGUGGGUGGCCAGACCCUUCACCCCCAGCCAGCUCUGGAGGAGCAUCAGAAGACCCAUCCCAAGGAGGGGCAGCUCUUUACGUGUGUUUUCUGCAGGCAGGGCUUUCUGGAGCGGGCCACCCUGAAAAAGCAUAUGCUGCUGGCUCACCACCAGGUACAGCCCUUUGCCCCCCAUGGCCCUCAGAAUAUUGCUGCUCUUUCGUUGGUCCCUGGCUGUUCACCUUCCAUCACUUCCCCAGGGCUCUCCCCCUUUCCCCGAAAAGAUGACCCCACCAUCCCAUGAGCCUGUUUUUCUGUGUACUGCUGCCCUUUGACCCAGGGAGCAGAAGGUCCGUAGAAGGACCUCCAAGAUUUAUGAGCCCUUACUUUGUCUUUUUCUCUGAGUUCUUACAUGAUAUGUCUCUAGUGGCUUUUCUCUAGUCCCUGAGCUUGGAAAUUAUUGUGCUUACAAGGGGAUUGCUCCCUGAGGAAUUUUUCUCCCCUCUUCAUUCUUUGUACCUGAGGAAAAUAGAUUCUGUACAGCUUUCACAUUCUCAAGGGAAACCCUCUCUAGCUUUCCUGAAGUGACCCUUCUCCCCUCUCCUCUCCCUUUCCCUUUGACAGGUACACCUGAUCACCCACAUUUGGAAUUGCAGCCCAGCCCAAAGGGGCUGGCAGCUGUCUCUGGAGGGCUCAGCGCCACUCCU
Galeopterus variegatus (Sunda flying lemur) is the source of this 3488-nucleotide messenger RNA. RefSeq names its product spalt-like transcription factor 2 (gene SALL2). The record is from RefSeq and is a predicted model, not a curated record. NCBI's taxonomy places the organism in Eukaryota, Metazoa, Chordata, Mammalia, Dermoptera, Cynocephalidae. Gene Ontology annotation, molecular function: RNA polymerase II cis-regulatory region sequence-specific DNA binding; DNA-binding transcription factor activity, RNA polymerase II-specific. The transcript is spliced from 2 exons. Bases 65 to 3085 code for a protein of 1006 amino acids. Gene Ontology annotation, cellular component: nucleus. Gene Ontology annotation, biological process: regulation of transcription by RNA polymerase II.